AUAGGCUCCAAAACAAGCAGACCGAAUAUUCGCAGAAUGUCUAUGCGUUAUUCUCCCCGGUGCCCAUCUCUAGAUUCAGAGUUUACCUUCAAUUUCUCACAAAACUUGAAGCAAAAAAGACUGAAUAAUACGAAUUAUUCGAUGACAGUCUACACGGGUACUGAGAAAAUGCAUGAAUUUGACGACGACGACGACGACGACGUGAUCGUUGACAGAGCUUGCUACUCCUCUUUGGGCGGUGAGGUUACCGCUGCUAGAGACGGGGAGGAGCUGCUUAUGCCUCCAUUGAACUUCGCAAUGGUUGAUAACGGGAUAUUUCGGUCGGGGUUUCCUGAUACUGCUAACUUCAGCUUCUUGCAGAGCUUGAGGCUUCGCUCAAUUUUAUGCCUUUGCCCGGAGCCGUACCCGGAGGCGAAUUCGGAGCUCUUGAGGGCUAAUGGGAUUAGAUUGUUCCAGUUUGGGAUUGAUGGGUGUAAGGAACCUUUUGUGAACAUUCCAGAAGAUACAAUCCGUGAGGCUCUUAAAGUUGUCCUUGAUGUCGGUAACCAUCCAUUGCUUAUUCACUGCAAAAGAGGAAAGCAUAGAACAGGCUGUUUGGUUGGAUGUUUAAGAAAAUUACAGAGGUGGUGCCUUUCUUCGGUAUUUGAUGAAUAUCAGCGUUUUGCUGCGGCAAAAGCCAGGGUUUCUGAUCAGAGGUUCAUUGAGGUUUUCGAUGUUUCGAGCUUGAAACAUUUGUCUACUUCAUUUUCAAGUUCACAGUGCUCUUGACAGUUUGUCCGAGAUGGGAUAGUUUUCGUAUUAUGGAGAGAUACUUGGUUUUCUUUAUCCGGAAAAUUUUAGGUUUCUCUUUAAUGUGCAUUUUUAUGGGUACGAAAUAAAUUAAAAAAGGAUACCCUCUUUAGUUGUGAAGGUUGAACAUUAUGCAUUAUAUGCAGAAUACGAGUUGAAGUGUGGAGCACAGAGUGUUUUCUCCCUUUGUGCUGGGAAAAUUGUGGAUAAAUUGCAAGGUGUUUACUUUUUGUAAGAUCCCCUUGCAAGCAUGCUCUCGUUGGGAUUAUUUUGUCCCGGACUAGUUUAAUUUGCUUGUGAAAUAUAUUCAAUAUUCGCUAUAAA
This is a messenger RNA of Asparagus officinalis (garden asparagus), 1113 nucleotides long. Its product is annotated as probable tyrosine-protein phosphatase At1g05000. The transcript has 5 exons. Gene Ontology annotation, cellular component: cytoplasm. The record is from RefSeq and is a predicted model, not a curated record. Lineage: Eukaryota; Viridiplantae; Streptophyta; Magnoliopsida; Asparagales; Asparagaceae. Gene Ontology annotation, biological process: protein dephosphorylation. Gene Ontology annotation, molecular function: phosphatase activity. Bases 37 to 768 code for a protein of 243 amino acids.